CAAGCAUUUUUAAGGCAGAUAUCGAGGAUGAGCCGAGGCGGAAAGAAAGGGCCCAAGGCGACGGUGUACUGGGUUGGGACCAGGGUACGCUGCAGCGCAUAGCACACACACUGGAUGGACAACAAACACGCAUCCGAUUGGGCAAUCCCCCGUUCGUGUGUGUCCCGGAUUUGCCUGUACAGAAGCCGAAUGAGGAGGGUGUGUUGGUGGGUGAGCCGCUCUUCACCGCCGAGGCCUACCAGGGCGAGUGGGAUGACAACAGACGACACGGAUACGGUGUCAACCUGUACAGAAACAACACAAAAUACGAGGUGAUUGUCCCAUGAAAGAUGCUGACAGACAGGCGGAUGGACGGAUGGAUUAGCCAACUGUGCGUGAGCAGGGUCAGUGGCAGUGCAACAAGCGUCACGGAGAAGGCGUCCUGUGGCGGAAGAAGGGCAAGGAGACUGAGUGGCGCAAGGUGUACACGGGCGGCUGGCAGUAUGACCUCAGACACGGCAGGGGCACCCAGCUCUACAGCAAUGGCGACAGGUGGGCCACAUCAGAUACACAGAGGGACGCAUCUCAUGCGAGUGUGCGUGUUCCGGCAGAUAUGAGGGCGAGUGGGCGGACAACAGACGGCAGGGCAGGGGGACCAUGUGGUGGGUGGGGAGGAGGCCCGCCGGCCCUCAAUGCACACGCGAAACGACCACCAUUCGUUGCUCUGUGUUUAUGUGUGUAGGUAUGCCGAUGGGACAGUGUACGAAGGCGAGUGGCACGCUGACGAGCGGUGCGGACACGGCACUCUCAAACUGUAAGGACAGCCACAACCAUAUCCCCUUCUUCACGCUGGACACAUCCUGUGUGCAUCCAUCCACCCACCCAUCCGUCCUCCGAUGCAGUCUCAACGGCGAUGUCUACGAGGGCGGCUGGCUCAAGGACGACAAAGUACGCAAACGAUCUCAAUCAACGACUUCCCAUGUCACGGAUCCACAAUGCCCAUCGCAGGAAGGCCCCGGCGCCUAUUUCUUCUUCGACACUGGCCGUGCAUUCGUGGGUGAGUGGGCCAACGGUCUGCCCCAGGCCGGGGCAUACAGCGACGCCGAGCUGAGCGAGGGAGAGGUGCAUCCAUGUGAACUGACCAAACGGCCGUAUCCGAAGGAGCUGCCGCCUCUACAGCUGAUGGCACCGGAUGACGUAGGUAUCAGCGAGUGCAUGUGCAUGGGGGUGUGCAUGGAGUUUGGUGUGGAUGCAGGUGAUGGACGCGUGUCUGAAGGCCGUUAGGACCGUACAGAGCCCAUUCAGGGCGAAGCACCUGCCGGUGGGUCACCCAGAUGCCCGUAAAGCCACUGGGCGAUGUCAUGUGCCUUUCUCUCGUUGUCUGUGUGUAUGUCAGCUGGAGAUAUUGUUCAGUGAAGACGAGCUCGAUGAGCUGCACGUGACAUUUGACGCCGUUGCUGUAGGCUGAGGGAGGGAGGAGACAUGUACGGUAUACAUGUUUGACAGCCGAUGUCAUGUGUCCUUUGGGUGUGUAGGAUGGUGACACCAUCUCUGUGUUGGACAUGAGGGCCCUCUACAUGGCCAUGGGAUGCCCCAUCGAUGGUAAGAAAAGCUGUGUAUCUCUUGCCUGUGUGUCUCUGUGUCUCCAUGUCUCCGUACGAUUGCAAUUGCACAGACGCCGCCCUGACGGACCGCCUGGCGCUCCUGGGCAUCCUCCUCUCACCGGUGCAGCAAGAUGCUCUCCACACAGCAGCCACACAACUGCCGCCCGCAGCACCGCCACCAGCACCACCAGCAGGCGAUGCCAGUCCCACGGCAUCGUUCGUGGCACCAACACCGCUGGUGGCCACAGCCACAUCCGCCGCCCCCCUGCGAGACAUAUUCGGCAACCCAAUAGAAAUGCCCCGGAUCAGCUUUGAGACGUUUGCAAGGUCGGUCGCACUCGCGCCGCCAGAAGAGGGUGUGGGUGUGGGUGUGGUGGGUGAGGGAGAGAAUGGUAUGGGCAAGGUGAUGGGGACGAUGCAGAUGCUCAAAGAGGCGGCAGUGGAGGAAUGAUGGAUGACAUGGGGAGAGCGUUACUCUGGGAUGAUGAUUGCAAACUUGUCUCGCUGCUCUCGUUUUGACUUGGUGGGAGUGGUCUUGUGCUGCGUGCUGCACGGACUGGACUGAC
Messenger RNA from Vitrella brassicaformis, 2149 nucleotides. The record is from the annotation of a GenBank genome assembly. Lineage: Eukaryota; Vitrellaceae.